AUGCCUCGCCCAGGUGUCGGGGUAUUCGGCAGAAACGCCGCGCCUACCCUCGAGAUCAAGCCUGAGUCGCCUUUCGUUGUCUUCUAUGGAGAGUCUUCCGAGUCGCAUGAGACGGAGUUGAGGGGAAAGCUGGUUCUGAACAACCCAGAGUCCAUAUGGCAUUUGACCAACACCGUAAGCCCGCAGCCUAUCACGCAAAAGACCAACUUCCUCGUCGAAGAACUCCAUCUAUUUCCCGUCGACAUCGGCAGCAAGACCAAAGCGCACAAACUCAAUGCUGGAUACCAUGAGUGGGAUUUCAAGUUCAAGAUGCCUGCCAACCUCGACCAGAGCGUUGAGGGUCUACCGACAAACUGGGUGGUUUACAGCCUAAAGGCCCACGUGGAUAGAGGGUACAUGAGCAAGCAGCUCAGUGCUACGGCGCACAUCCGUGUCAUACGCACGCUCGGACGCGACAUGCUCGAAUCCAUGCCCAUGGAGCAAAUCAACGAGGAUAUCUGGGCCAACAAAUUGGCAUACAAGAUUACUGUUCCACAGAAGAACUACAUUGUCGGAACGUCCAUAACGGCUGAUUUCGUGUUGAUUCCCCUGCGUAAGGGUGUGGAGAUCUCAACAAUCAAGAUGGAGCUGAUAGAGUCACGGCAAUUAUUCGCCGACUACGCUGGUCGCCGGAUAAGUCACCAGAACGACAUGCAAGUUGCGGUGACCGAAGGCGAUAUGCCAGAGAACUCGGCGCGCAGGGUCCCAGACGGAACAGAAGACACAGAUGCGCUAUUUGACGAAUCGCAUCGCUUCUCCAUGACUCUCGAUUUGCCAAAAUCGCUCAAGAACUGCCGGCAAUCAGUGGAUACCGAGAACAUACGGCUAACGCACAAGCUGCGGUUAUACGUGAACCUCAAGAACCCAGAAGGUCACACUAGUCAACUGCUGGUCAAGAACCAUGUGCACCUCUUCAUUUCCCCGAACCUACCUCCGAACGAAGACCAGAGUGUGAUAGUUGACCAGGCUCUCUUGAACCAGCAAGCGAUACAGGACGAGGUCAACCAGAAUGCGCCUCCUACGUAUGGCCUGCAUCAACUGGAUUCUCUCUACAACGACAUUGAUCCAUCCGGCUUCAUGACCCCUGGCGGGAUGCACAGCAUGAUGAACAGUGGCGCCAACACACCCUUUUAUGCGCAAAGUCGCCGCGGCUCAUCUGAGAAUCUCACAUCUCUGGAUGCAGCCCUCCACCAACCCGGUGGCGGCGCAUCAGCAGCAGCUCUGCAACAUCGCCUCGCAAACCUUAGCAUGGAUCACAGCGACCGUCCCAAUCGCUUCCAGCCUACUCGUCAACACUCGUCUGGUGAUAGUACACCAGCACACGACAGCGAGCAGGCUUACUUCGACCUCCCGCCAUCCAACUACGAUAUGGACGCUCUGGCCCGCACUCCUAGUUACAACACGGCUGUUCGUACGCCUGCUGGUUCCAGGACCCCUGGCGGCAUGGACAUGGAUUUGCCGAGCUAUGAGAUUGCUACCUCAAGGCCUAGCUCUCCGUCCAGGAGUCGUGGUAGUAGAGGUACGACGCCUAGUCCGGCAAGAAGUCUGGAUACGCUGAAUGAGGAGACAUAUCGCAAUACACAGAUGAACAGCAGGAGGCAGAGUCCUAGGGAUGGGAGCCCCAGGACUAGCGAUGAUGGAAGGUAA
Messenger RNA from Alternaria burnsii, 1686 nucleotides. RefSeq lists its product as uncharacterized. Gene Ontology annotation, cellular component: cytosol; plasma membrane; cytoplasm. The transcript is spliced from 3 exons. NCBI's taxonomy places the organism in Eukaryota, Fungi, Ascomycota, Dothideomycetes, Pleosporales, Pleosporaceae. The record is from RefSeq and is a predicted model, not a curated record. Gene Ontology annotation, molecular function: protein-macromolecule adaptor activity; ubiquitin protein ligase binding. Bases 1 to 1686 code for a protein of 561 amino acids. Gene Ontology annotation, biological process: ubiquitin-dependent endocytosis.